AUGAUCGCGGUUCGAGCUAGGCGCGGAAAUAAGAGAAUUCAGCGGCAUUCCGUCAAGGCGGCGGCUAGAUGGAGACUUGAUGGGCAGACGGCUCUUGUAACGGGCGCGACCAAAGGCAUCGGUCGCGCCAUCGCACAGGAGCUAGCAUCCCUGGGUGCACACGUGUUUGUGUGCUCGCGUGGCGAGGCUGACGUGGCAGCUACAGUGGCGGAGCUACAGUCGCAGGGGUGGGCGGCGACGGGGUGGGCAUGUGACGUCAAGGAGCCAGAGCAGCGGGAGGUGCUUAUAACGAAGGUGUCAGAGACCUUUGGCGGGAAACUGAACCACCUGAUCAACAACGUGGGCACCAACAUUCGCAAGCCAACAGUCGACUACUCCCUUGCUGACUUCCACCACGUAUGGGGCACCAACUUUGAAUCCGCCUACCACCUCUGCCAACUCGCGCACCCUCUGCUUAAAGCCGCUGCGAGCGCUGCUGCUGCCGAUGGUGGAGUGAAGGGCCAUGCGAGCAUUGUGUUCAACUCGUCUGUAGCCGGGGUCGUUGCUAUCCGGUCAGGCACUCUCUAUGGCGCCACCAAAGCCGCCAUGAACCAGCUCACCAAGAACCUGGCAUGCGAAUGGGCUAAGGAUGGCAUCCGAGUGAAUGCAGUGGCGCCUUGGUACAUGGCAACAGACCUCGCCAACCAGGUGCUCAAGGAUGAGGCGUUCUCUGCUGACGUCAUCAGUCGAACACCCAUGAGGAGGGUGGGGGAGCCUCAGGAGGCAGCAGCAGCAGUGGCGUUCAUGUGCAUGCCGGCUGCUUCCUAUGUGUCGGGGCAAGUGCUGGCUGUCGAUGGUGCUUUCACUGUCAAUGGGUUUUACCCUCGGACUGAUGAUGUGUAA
Messenger RNA from Closterium sp. Yama58-4, 882 nucleotides. The record is from the annotation of a GenBank genome assembly. NCBI's taxonomy places the organism in Eukaryota, Viridiplantae, Streptophyta, Zygnematophyceae, Desmidiales, Closteriaceae.